AUGCCAAAGUCUACAGACAAUACAGUCUUUGUGAGGCUAGUCCCGACUCCACAACAGAAAGUGAUGAGGCACCAAAUCGAAGAUAUUUUCUCUCAAAUUGGUCCCAUCAAGAAAUCAUCUUGGAUCAACUCUGGAAACAACGAAGCCAGCAAGGGAUAUGGGUUCGUAAAAUAUGUGUCUGACGAUGAUGCCAAAAAUUCUGUAGAGGAUCUACACAACACAAAAAUGCAAAUGGAUGGGAUAGAGUACACCUUGAAAGUCGAGCUGGCGUCAGCCCAAAGCGAAGUUUCGAAAGAAAAGCCAUCAAGUUCCCAUGACAAGAGAACAAGAGACGUAGAUGACCAGAUCGAUGAAGCUGUUUUAAUGAAAAAGCGAUCUCGCAUCAUCAUUCGCAACCUUUCGUUCUACGCAAAAGAAAAUCACAUUCGAACGGCGAUGAGCAAGUAUGGCGAGGUGGUGGAAGUUCAUUUGCCGCGAGUAAAGUCCAAUCUUCAUGUUGGAUUCUGUUUUGUAACUUUUCGCAACUCGGAAGACGCCAAAAAGGCGGUUGAUGAGACAAAUCUCAGCAUCCAAAAGCGAACGGUUUCGAUGGAUUGGAGCAUACCGAAGAAUUUGCACCAACAACAGAAGAACCAGCAAAAAAACGUUGAUCAAGAUGUGGAAAUGAAAGGCUCGGAUUCGGAAAAAAAUGACGACGAGAGCGAUGGGUCGGAUGAUAGAUCUGAGAACGAUGAUUCUCGUACUUCGAGCGGGUCGGAGAAUGAAUCGCACAGUGACGGUGGUAGCGACAACGAUGAAGAUGAUGAGAGUGGUGAUGAGGUGCAAGACAAGGCUGCUUCUGUUAAGGAGCAAAGAACUCUUUUCGUACGUAACUUACCGUUCGACUCUACACGGCACGAUAUCUUCCAGCUAUUUUCGAAGUUUGGCUACAUCGAGAGCAUUUACCUUGUCAAGGAUAAAUCGACUGGUAUGCUCAAAGGGACCGCAUUUGUAACGUUCUCAAAUCCCCGCAGCGCUCAGAAAGCGACCCAGGAUGCAUCCUUUGUGUCACAGCGCCAAGCAGCAGACUCAUCGGAAAACAAAUCAGAGUCAUCAAUGCUGUUGCGAGGGCGACAGAUCUACGUAAACAUGGCAGUUGAUCGGGAAACAGCUGAGACGUUCGAUAGCAAAGAGAUGAAAACCGCAUCUGCUGAUCGUCGUAACAUGUACUUGCAAGCUGAAGCUCGAGUUGAAAGCACCUCACAAGACCCGAAUGCAAAUAAUGCCAAUACGUGGGAUGACCUGCCUCAACAAGAUCAAAGAAAGAGGCAACAUGCUUUGAAAGAUAAGACUACGAAGCUACAGUCCCCCAUCUUCUUUAUCAAUCCAAAUCGCCUUUCGUUUCGAAAUCUGGCGAAACAUGUUGAUGAAGCAGGAUUGCAUCAGCUUCUGGAGAAGGCGACAAAGCGAGGUCUAGAAAAGAAUCUUGUGACAGCAAAGGAUCAGAUUGCACACUGGCGAGCCCUCGGUGAGAUGUCUACAAGGGACAUACUUUCCAAAGUUCAAAGUACUGAGGCUGAAGGUGGAGACAUAAUUUCAGGCUGGGAAAGCAAAUCAACGAUCAAGGACUACAUUCCAUCUGUAUUCAUUGACAGAGAUUUUGGUCAAGACGGGAAGAAAGCCAAUGCAUCCAGCCGUGGUUUUGCGUUUGCUGAAUUCACACAUCAUGCACACGCCUUGGCUUGUUUGCGUGAAUUGAAUAACAAUCCCGAAUACUCUGGACAGUAUGCAGCAGGUGGAAAGAUUGCUACUGCAACAAAGAAGAAGGCAAGGAAGGGCCGCGCCAAGGUCAUGAAGGGUACAGGCGGUGGCGACUACAUCGGCGAGGACGGAAGGGUUCGCGUCCCACGAUUAAUUGUCGAUUUUGUGGUUGAGAAUAAGGUAAAGGCCAAAAAACAAGCAGAGCGUCGACUACAACAGCAGGUAAACCAAGCAAAGCAAAAGCUUGAUAAACUAGAAAAGCAAGAAGAUGCUGAACCGAAAAAGAAAAGAAGUAGAGGAUCCAUUCAACGCGAGAAAAAGAGACACAAGAGAGAAUCUGGUGAAGAGGAAACUGAAAAGCAAACGAAACUACUCAAACGAGAGUACUUCGAGAAGAAAAAGAUUCUGAGAGAAGAAAAGAAAGCGAAACAACUAGAGAACAAGAAGAAGGGUGUGAAGCCACCGAAGAAGAAAUCAAUAGACAAGGAGGAAGAAAAAUUGGAAAAACUUGUUGGAAAAUAUCGCUCUGACGUAGACACAACAAAGAAGAAUGUAGAACCUCGUGGAGCAGUGCGCGAGAAACGAUGGUUUGACUAG
Cylindrotheca closterium is the source of this 2337-nucleotide messenger RNA. Lineage: Eukaryota; Bacillariophyta; Bacillariophyceae; Bacillariales; Bacillariaceae. The record is from the annotation of a GenBank genome assembly.